Molecule: messenger RNA, 4752 nt
Organism: Nilaparvata lugens (brown planthopper)
Lineage: Eukaryota; Metazoa; Arthropoda; Insecta; Hemiptera; Delphacidae
Product: NAD(P) transhydrogenase, mitochondrial
Biological process (GO): proton transmembrane transport; NADPH regeneration
Cellular component (GO): mitochondrial inner membrane
Molecular function (GO): NAD binding; NADP binding
Source: RefSeq, a predicted model, not a curated record
UUGUCAUUCUGUCACUUUUCUAGUUUGUCUCUCUUUCUUGCUUUUAUUUACAUCCCAUUGUAUCGCUUUUAUCCUGAGACUAUGUACCAAACUAUUCUAAAUAGAUAUCUGUAGAUCUUCAUUUCAAACAGUUGUGAUUUCAGUAGACGAGACAUAGGGUUCAAAGAUCUAAAAAUGAGAUGACGCUUUCAAAUAGUAGCGUAGUGAAUGUUUAGUUAUCCAAGAAUAUUUAUAGUUUAGUUGAAUUUCAACUUCUUGUAGUGAUUAGAAAUCAGUAAACUUGUUUUAUUGCUUCAAGUUUUAAUUAUAUAACAUGCUAGCUUAUUUAGAGUGAUUAAAAUCAAUUUAUAACAACUUUCUUCGUCGAUCAAACAGUGUCUCAAAAUGAAUCGUCUCUCAGAUCUUUUCACCAACAAAAGUGCAUUUCGAGUAGUAAAAUGCUGCAAAGUCAACUUUUCUGUGAGCAGAAUUGUUUUCAAGCAAGCAGCAAAAGAUGCCAAGUUAGUGAGCGGCAGACCUUAUAACAAACUGACUAUUGGUGUUCCGAAAGAAGUCUGGGAAAAUGAGAAGAGAGUUGCCAUCACCCCUGCAGUAACCCAAACCCUCAUCAAAAAAGGGUUCUCAGUAAAUAUCGAAGAGGGAGCCGGUUUAGCAGCAAAAUUUCCCGAUUCUGAUUAUAAAUCAGCGGGAGCAACCCUUGUUGAUAAGAAGAAUGCGUUUUCAACAGAUAUUAUUCUCAAAGUCAGGCAACCUCUUCAAAAUGAAGUGGAACUCUUCCAACCGACCUCGACUCUUAUAUCGUUUCUAUAUCCUGGACAAAAUAAGCCACUUAUCGAUUCGUUGGCUAGUAAGAAAAUCAACUGUUUUGCAAUGGAUUGCAUACCGCGAAUAAGCAGAGCGCAAGUAUUUGAUGCACUGAGUUCUAUGGCAAACGUCUUCGGGUACAGGGCUGUCAUUGAAGCUGCUAAUCAUUUCCCAAGGUUCUUUGCAGGUCAGAUAACAGCAGCCGGCAAGGUUCCCCCGGCCAAGAUGCUUGUGAUUGGUGGCGGAGUGGCGGGGUUGGCAGCCAUAGGACAGGCGCGCAACAUGGGUGCAGUGGUGAGGGCUUUCGAUACCCGAGCAGCUGUCAAGGAGCAGGUCGAAUCACUGGGGGCUGAGUUUCUCGAAAUUAAGAUCAAGGAAGAAGGAGGAACAGCCGGUGGAUACAGCAAGGAAAUGUCGAAGGAAUUCAUCGAAGCUGAAAUGGCGCUAUUUGCGAAACAGGCCAAGGAGGUUGAUAUCAUCAUCACCACUGCACUUAUUCCAGGCAAGAAGGCUCCAGUUCUCAUUCUCAAGGAGCACGUAGAAAGCAUGAAACCAGGCAGUGUGGUGGUUGAUCUAGCUGCUGAAACCGGAGGUAACAUAGAGACCACUAGACCAGGCCAGGUUUACACUCACAAAGACGUGGUUCACAUAGGUCUCACAGAUCUGUCAUCCAGGCUACCCACCCAGAGUUCAACGCUAUAUGCUAACAACAUAUCCAAGUUCCUGCUCUCUAUUGGCAGUGACAACCAUUUUAACAUUAACCUGGAAGAUGAAGUGGUAAGGGGUAGCAUAGUUCUACACGAGGGUAACCUCAUGUGGCCUCCUCCACCCCCUUCUGUGAAUCUAUCAGCCCCCACCCCUUCUACCCCUGCAGCGUCUGCCGACCACGUUUCUAAGGAUGUGAAAAUCCCGGCCACUGAGAUCAACCCGUUCAACCGAACUUUGAAGGAUGUGAUGGUCUAUUCUGUUGGUAUUGGCAGCGUGCUAGGCGUGGGUUACAUCAGCCCGGGUUCGGAGUUCACCAAUAUGACUUCGACCCUGGCACUGAGUGGUCUGGUUGGCUAUCACACAGUGUGGGGGGUCACCCCCUCUCUCCACUCCCCACUAAUGUCAGUCACCAACGCUGUGUCAGGAAUAACAGCUGUCGGGGGGUUGCUGCUCAUGGGAGGAACUUAUUAUCCCACCAAUACUGUUCAGGCUCUAGCAGCGUCUGCCGCUUUCAUAUCGUUCAUCAAUGUCUUUGGAGGAUUUCUUGUCACUAAGAGGAUGCUGGAUAUGUUCAGAAGGCCCGGUGAUCCCCCAGAAUACAACUCACUGUACGGUAUCCCUGCGGCAGUGUUUCUAGCCGCCUAUGGGUAUGGCGUGCACAAUGGUUACUCGGAAGUCCACCAGAUGGCGUCUCUGGCUUCCUCACUGUGCUGUGUUGGAGCACUGGCCGGGCUGAGUUCUCAGUCAACGUCUAGGCUCGGCAAUAACCUAGGGAUGGUGAGUGCUAUAAGCCUCCUCCGAUCGGUUCUCGUGGCAUUUAAUCCUGAUUAAAAUUUGACAGGAUUUUGUGCAACCGGACCUCUAGGCUCUAGUGAUCUGUUGGUACUUGCUAAGCUCGUUAAAUUAGAAGGGAAUAUUUAUUUAUUCAUUAUUCUGAAUAUGAUUUAAUUUUUGUUUCACAGUCUGGUAGGUUUGGCAGCUGUACUAACCUGUGUGGCAACUUACAUCCACGAUUAUCCCUCGUUUGCUACUGAUCCGGCAGCUAAUGUAGUUAAAACGGCAUUGUUCCUUGGAACGGUUAUUGGAGGUGUUACUUUCAGUGGUAGCCUGGUAGCCUACGGCAAACUGCAGAACCUGCUGAGUUCUGCGCCCCUGUUACUACCAGGCAGACAUGCCAUCAACAGUGGUCUAGUGCUGGCCAAUGUGGCCGCUAUGUCCUACUUCUUCAUGGAUCCCAGUAUGGCGUCGGGUCUAACCAUGCUGGCUGCUGCUUCCGGGCUAUCAGCUGGGCUGGGGGUCACACUCACUGCUGCUAUUGGAGGAGCUGAUAUGCCCGUAGUGAUCACAGUUCUCAACAGCUAUUCAGGCUGGGCAUUAUGUGCCGAAGGUUUUAUGUUGAAUAAUAAUUUGAUGACAAUUGUUGGAGCUCUCAUUGGCUCGUCUGGUGCUAUCCUCUCCUACAUUAUGUGCAAGGCUAUGAACAGAUCACUACCCAAUGUAAUCCUUGGAGGUUAUGGUACAUCUUCAACAGGAUCUGGGAAACCAAUGGAAAUAACUGGGACCCACACUGAAGUUAAUGUUGAUAAUGUAGUUGAAAUGAUAUCUAAUGCCAAGAAUAUCAUUAUCACACCAGGCUAUGGAAUGUGUGUAGCCAAAGCCCAGUAUCCAAUAGCAGAACUGGUUUCACUGCUGAAAUCUAAAGGAAAAAACGUCCGUUUUGGGAUUCAUCCUGUGGCUGGUCGAAUGCCAGGCCAGCUGAACGUGUUACUAGCGGAGGCAGGAGUUCCCUAUGAUGACGUCCUGGAAAUGGAGGAGAUAAACGAUGACUUCUCGGCCACUGAUCUGGUGCUGGUGAUUGGGGCCAACGAUACAGUCAACAGUGCCGCUCUAGAUGAUCCCAACUCCAUCAUAGCUGGCAUGCCUGUCUUGAAGGUCUGGAAUGCUGAACAGGUUGUGGUAAUGAAACGAUCCCUAGGCGUCGGCUAUGCAGCAGUGGAUAAUCCUAUCUUCUACAAACCCAAUACUAGUAUGCUACUGGGAGAUGCUAAGAAAACUUGCGAUGCAUUACUGGCUAAAUCCAGGGAGAUCUUGGUAUAAUCAUCCCUAUCUCAACCAAUUUCCAUAACUUUCUCCUAAUUCGAUCAUUAAUGUGCUCUAUUACAUGAAAGUAGUCAUAUUUUAUUGCUGAAUUCAUGAAUAAGUCAAUGUUGUCAUUGAUGUAGUAUUGCUUUGUAAUCUGUAUUUUAUCAGAUAGUUUUUAUUACAGUAUAUUUUCAAUUUUUAUCUUCCAUACUGUGAUUACAAGUUGACAGUUUCCGCACUCACACAUGUCUACUUGCUGCACAGCAGGUGGAUUCAUGCAAGAGUAAAUUUCAUAAUUGUACUACAUUCUAUGUAAUUUUAUUAUCCCCUACCUGUUUUAACUAUACCUAUAAUAGUUAUUCAAACGAUACCUAUACUAUUUUAUAUUUUUAUUAAUGUUAGUUGUAUGUUGCAUCUCAAACUGUUUAUUAGUUCUAGUUACAAUAAUUAUCUCUAGUAAUUGUAUGGAUGACUUUAUGGAAAAGAGUUCUAUAUUUUAGUUAUUUUACCUUUAUAUUUUAGAAUUUUAGUUGAGUUUCAGAUUUUGUGUUUUAUUCUAGUUACUAUCUCAGAUUUUAUUUUUAUCUGUGUUCAUCAUCGCCUAGUAUAUAUUAUAUAAUAUAAAGUUCAGAUAUUUACCCUUUAUAUUUUUAGAAUUCUAGUUGAGUUUCAGAUUUUGUAUUUUAUUCUAGUUACUAUCUCAGAUAUUAUCUUCAUCACUGUUUAUCAUAGUCUAGUAUGUAACGUUCAUAAUAGUUCUUAUUACAUAUCUUUCAACUCUUAUAAGAGUUAUCAUCCUUACUUUAUAUUUGUAUUAUUCACUCAAUGUAUUCUCCAACUACCUUACCUAUAUCAAAUUUUUCUACUCUACUUCAUUUGUUAUUUUUACCACCCUCUUCAUGGUUUCAAUUACUUUCUAACUGAUGAUACUGAUGGUUUCUAUCUUCUUUUUUUUUCUCCCUUGACAUCUUGCUGGAAUUUUUCAAUAUUCAUUUUAACAACAUCCUUCCUGAAUAGUUUCAAAAUAAAGUCUGCUAUUAUCCUGAACAUAUAACUAUAUAAAUAGGAAUAAAAAUAUCAGUACCCUUUUUUGAAUUAUUUAAAUUGUACUGAGAUUGUUAUUUUUAUUUCUAUUUAUAUCACAAGUAGCCCUAUACA